This is a messenger RNA of Perkinsus marinus ATCC 50983, 1356 nucleotides long. Its product is annotated as phosphatidylserine synthase, putative. The record is from RefSeq and is a predicted model, not a curated record. Gene Ontology annotation, molecular function: L-serine-phosphatidylethanolamine phosphatidyltransferase activity. Bases 24 to 1289 code for a protein of 421 amino acids. Gene Ontology annotation, biological process: phosphatidylserine biosynthetic process. NCBI's taxonomy places the organism in Eukaryota, Perkinsozoa, Perkinsida, Perkinsidae. The transcript is spliced from 11 exons.
CGCUAGGGCCGCCUUUACUGUGAAUGAUGAUUCUCCCUACUGCUGCCGCUGCAUUGAACGGCGAGAGCAGGUCGUAUCCUCAUGCGUUGGAUGAUGUUGGCGGAGCGGCGCAAACAGUACUACAACAGGGGAUCAACUUGGUAGCGUCUCUCGGUGAUGUUGACGGAGAUGUGAUGCGGAAAGCAGAGAUGAUCAGUGGAGCUGUGAUAGUGGUCUCACUCAGUGUCGCCUAUUUACCCGACCAUGGCGUUUUCACUAAGCCCUUCAAAGCAGCAUGGAGAGUGAUGCUGGGCAUCGCGUUGUGUUACUCAUUUUUCCUGAUGUAUUUACUGCUCAACUAUGAUAGGGAGGAAGCAAUCCAAUUUCUUGGAUGGUUGGACCCGAGCUUGGGUAAGCCGCUGCCUGAAAAGAACUAUGCGGAUAAUUGCGAGUUGUGGGAUACCAAAAAUCCUAAACAUUUACAUAACUUUCUCGACAGGAUUGAUAUAUUCAUAGCCUGUCACUUACUUGGCUGGAUGUGGAAGACUAUCAUAAUUAGGGAUGCAGCAUUGGUGUGGUAUUUAUCCAUUCUCUUCGAGUUCAUCGAGAUUUCCUUUAGACAUUUGUUACCUAAUUUUUAUGAAUGUUGGUGGGAUUCGGUGCUCUUAGACGUUUUGGGAUGCAACGCUUUGGGCAUCUGGUUAGGCAUGACUGUUAUCCGCAAACUGGGACUGGAAGAUUACGAUUGGGGAUUUCCCCGGGGAGGGUGGUGGUCCGAUCAUCGGAAGCUCCUUGUGUUCCUCUUCAUGACCAUCUUCGUUGAGCUGCUCGAUACUACGCUAUUCUUUAUAAAAUUCGAAUUGUGGAUGCCAACGUCACAUUGGAUCCUCGUGUGCAGGACAUUCUUCUGGGCCUUCUUCGCCCCGCCUUGCACAACGGAGCUUAUCAAGCUGCUGAAUGGUAAAUUGAGUACAUUCCCGUUAUACCUCGUCGUCGGUACGAUCACUCAGUGUUUGGAGCUCGGUCUCUGCAUCAAGUAUGGCAGAGGUGUAUUCCACGAGUCGAUGCCUAGUAAUAUCCGUAAAUGGUGGAUUGUGAUAUGGACAAUCGCUAUUGCUCGGGUCAUACAGUUGCGAAUUGGAGAAUCACGAAGAACUGAGAAGAAGAGUGAUUCUUUACAUAAUGGGGAGAACGCAUCGAUACCAUUCAUGCCUGAAAUGAUUUGGAUUCUUACCAUUCCCUUGUCUAAGUCUCAGUGCCCUGUGGAGGCGGGCUUACUUGAAUGGUUGGCUGCUGUCACUGUCGUUUAAAGCUGUAUGGUCUGAUGAUAGUCCUGAUAAGAAGUAGCCGAUAACCAUCAUACACUCCUGUGGGCGU